Messenger RNA from Cordyceps fumosorosea ARSEF 2679, 1794 nucleotides. RefSeq names its product Amidase family protein. Lineage: Eukaryota; Fungi; Ascomycota; Sordariomycetes; Hypocreales; Cordycipitaceae. Bases 1 to 1794 code for a protein of 597 amino acids. The transcript has a single exon. The record is from RefSeq and is a predicted model, not a curated record.
AUGAGAAAACCUUUUGCUCGUUCUACUCUCUGUGCAUUGGUUCUACAAGGAGCGCUGGUACAUAGUGUUCAUCACAGUACACACGACGUUCGCGACUCAUCAAUUAGCCUCUCACCUGCCGCUAUGUUAGCUGCACAUGGUGGCGAUGACAUCCCACAAUGGGAAAAUGUAGUCAAUCGCAAAAGAGCGGAGCGCGAAGCUCUUCUUCCAUCGGAAUGGAAAGUGACGGCACCUUCCAACGAAACCAGUUUCAGCCCCCGCGAAGUUGUCAUUAAGAGUGGCAUUCUUUCCACUGAAGAGCUGGACAUCACAGACACUUCAAAAUACGAUCUCACAGAAACGGCGAAACGGAUUGCUUCUGGUAAUCUUUCGGCGGAGAAAGUUGUCACCGCUUUCUGCAAACGCGCAACCGCAACGCAUUCGCUGGCCAACUUCCUUACCGAAAUCAACUUCAAAGCGGCUAUCGAGCGUGCUAAGGAGCUUGACAGCAUCUUUCAGAGAAAUGGCACCGUUUUGGGCCCUCUACACGGCAUCCCAAUCACGAUCAAAGAUGCCAUGGACUUGGAGGGCUUUGCUGCAUCGGAAGGACUCACCCUUCUUGCGGACGCUAUUGCGCCUAACAACGGAGUCCUCAUUCAAAUUCUCAUCGAUGCUGGUGCCGUCAUCAUUGCUAAGACAAAUAUGCCUCAGACGGGCCUUGCGGCAGACACCAACAGCAUUCUUUGGGGCCGUACCUUGAACGCCCACAACAGCCAUUUUGGCGCUGGAGGUUCCACAGGUGGAGAGGGCGUGGCAAUGGCAACAAGCUCGUCUCUUUUCGGAGUCGGUUCUGACGGCGCAGGGUCCUGCCGGAUGCCUGGCCAUGCCAAUGGCGCUAUCGGCUUUCGUCCGAGCGGAUCGAGAUUACCUCCAGGUGGCCGCAAUCUGCCCUGGUCUCCCGGUCGUGGCGGAAUUGGCCCAGCAGCCGGCGAGGGGUUCUUUGCGCAAUCGGUCCGCGACCUUCGCCUUGUCUCCAAGCUCGUUUCGGAUGCUCAACCCUGGGAAAGAUCAAGCUUUCUGCUGUAUCCGAGCCCUUGGCACAACGAGAGCGUGCCUAAAAAGCUUCGAAUUGGCGUUUGGGAUGUGGAAAGCUCGAAUACUUUUAUUCAUCUAUUUCCCCCAGUGCUUCGUGGCUAUAGGGCAGCUAUAGAUCGGCUCAGAGAAGCUAGCAUUGAGCUAGUGCCAUUCAGUCCUCCUGACCUCAGCGCAGUAUGGGAGCUCUGCAAAGAAUUUCUUCUUUUUCAAGGAAUUGAGGGAAUCACUGAGCUAAUAUCACAAGAACCAAUCACCGAGAUUGUCCGCCGGACUGGCAUCUUCAUUCCAGACACCCCACGGUUCCCCAUCAGCGUGCAGACACUGUAUGAUCUUAAUAUUCAGCUGAUGAAUCUUUCAAGCACUAUGGAUGAUGAGUGGAAUAGCAGUGGCGAGCCUUUAGACGCUUUACUUUCUGUCACGGCAGCGAAUACUGCUCUGCCGUUCGACCAAUGGUUUGACACAUCCUAUACAUCCAUUUACAACAGCGUCGAUUUCCCCGCCAUUAAUCUACCCCUCAACAUGACGGUCGAUCGGGAGCUCGACUCCAAGUACGAAAAUUUCAAGCCCUUCUCCCCGGAAGACAAGCGACUGGAAGCACUGUACGACCCAGAGACCUUCCAUGGCUUACCCUUGUCCGUCCAACUGGCAGCGCGCAAGUUUGAAGACGAGAAGCUGUUAGCAAUUGCGGAAUUAAUUCAUCCAAUAAUCAAAGCCAAGUAG